Messenger RNA from Aspergillus uvarum CBS 121591, 772 nucleotides. RefSeq names its product 40S ribosomal protein eS24. The record is from RefSeq and is a predicted model, not a curated record. The coding region runs from base 65 to 466 and encodes 133 amino acids. Gene Ontology annotation, biological process: translation. Gene Ontology annotation, cellular component: ribosome. The transcript has 3 exons. Gene Ontology annotation, molecular function: structural constituent of ribosome. Lineage: Eukaryota; Fungi; Ascomycota; Eurotiomycetes; Eurotiales; Aspergillaceae.
CCUUAAUCUGCCCCCCCUUUUGCUUCCUGUCGCACGCAGAUUCCUUCGCUGUCAACUUCCAACCAUGGCCGACGCUCCCGUUACCCUGCGGACUCGCAAGUUCAUCCGCAACCCCCUGCUUGCUCGCAAGCAGAUGGUCGUGGAUGUCCUCCACCCCAACCGCGCCAACGUCUCCAAGGACGAACUCCGCGACAAGCUCGCCGACCUGUACAAGGCCAACAAGGACCAGGUCUCCGUCUUCGGUUUCCGUACGCAGUACGGUGGCGGUAAGAGCACUGGUUUCGCUCUCGUCUACGACUCCCAGGAGGCCCUGAAGAAGUUCGAGCCCCACUACCGUCUGGUCCGCAUCGGUGCUGCCACCAAGAUCGAGAAGCCCAGCAGACAGCAGCGCAAGCAACGGAAGAACCGCUCCAAGAAGUUCCGCGGUACCGAGAAGGUCAAGGGCCCCAAGAAGAACAAGAACUAAGCGGCUCGAUUCGGUUGAGAGUUCUCUGCGUUUACGUUUAUUGGUGAAAAUAUGGAAGGGGGAACUAAAUAGAGUGGCGGCUCGCUGGCUUUCACGUCUUCGCCUCGGGACUCGGAGUCGGAUGGACUUAUCGGUUCCAGGCGGACGGCGCGGCCACGGGCUGAGCUUGACGACGGGGAGGAUCGGGGGUGAUUUCACUUUCUGCCGGAAUUCCCCACGGUCUUCUUUGAACCAACGAACCCUGGUGGAUAUGAACGAACUGGUUGUGUGUGGAGGGCGUUUUACAUUUUUUUUAUUUCUCAUGGG